This is a messenger RNA of Thalassophryne amazonica, 3799 nucleotides long. RefSeq names its product fibroblast growth factor receptor 3 (gene fgfr3). Gene Ontology annotation, cellular component: membrane; signaling receptor complex. Gene Ontology annotation, biological process: positive regulation of cell population proliferation; positive regulation of kinase activity; positive regulation of MAPK cascade. Gene Ontology annotation, molecular function: fibroblast growth factor binding; ATP binding; fibroblast growth factor receptor activity. The record is from RefSeq and is a predicted model, not a curated record. NCBI's taxonomy places the organism in Eukaryota, Metazoa, Chordata, Actinopteri, Batrachoidiformes, Batrachoididae.
CUGCCCGCGGAGGAGAGACACCAGUCCGCGUUGGUUGGUCCGAAGUAACAAAACGCACCGACUGACAUCUGCGCCAGAGAGGAGACACUGAAGCCGCUUCCUCUGCUCCCUGUCCUCCUCCUCCUGCUGCUCGCUCCUCGCUGUCCUACGUACGGCAGGAUGAAGGUGUCUGGGACGUUUGGACACUUUGGACCGCAGCGCGCACUGGAAACUAGGAUUUAGUAGAGAAGUUGGUUUUCUCAGCGGCGCUGCCUGAGGCGAGGACUCGGGGAUUUUGGACUUUUUUUUUCCCUCCUCCAUAAAAGCGCCAAAUGUGAGGACUUAAAGGAUUUAAAACGAGUUUUUGCGGGUUUCAUGAAGUUUAACGGAGAAUAAACGCUGUUCCCCCCCCCCCCCCCCCCCCCCCUGAUUGCUUGGUACAACCAAAGCACUGACAUUUACUGCCGAAACGGAAAAGAUCUGGUCAGUGGUGGGGAAUUUGUGGACAGUCCCUUGUGGCAUUGGAGGCCACUGUUCUUCUGGACAGCAUGCAGAUGGAGGAUGUUGUCUAAGUUGGGGUUGGGCCUUGCUGCUCUGUGUCUCACCUCGUCAUCCAGAGGAAUGACAGCUCUGUGGUGCUCAUUCUGGCUUUCCUUCCUUCUGCCUCUGUGCGUCACUCCAGCCAGGCUGCCCACGGCUCAGCCCACAGAGCCUGUGUCCAGUGAAACAGCCUUCCUGGAGGAUUAUGUUCUGGGAGUUGGCGACACACUGGAAAUGCCGUGUGAUCCAGAAGACCCUUCGCACUCUGUUGUCUGGUUCAAAGAUGGUGCUGGGCUCGUAUCCAGCAACCGGACACGUCUGGGACAGAGGAUGCUGCGAAUCAUCAACGUGUCGUAUGAGGAUUCGGGUGUCUACUCGUGUCGAAACGCCCGCAGCCACACGCUGCUCAGCAACUACACUAUCAGAGUGACAGAUUCUCUGUCAUCUGGUGACGAUGAAGAUUAUGAUGAAGAUCCAGAAGAUGCAGGUAAUGAAAAUGAAGCACCACAUUGGACUCGACCAGAUCGAAUGGACAAGAAACUUCUCGCGGUGCCGGCUGCUAACACUGUCAAAUUCCGCUGCGCUGCAUCUGGAAACCCAAUGCCAACCAUCCACUGGCUAAAAAAUGGCAAGGAAUUUAAGGGAGAGCAGAGAAUGGGAGGCAUCAAGCUCAGACACCAGCAGUGGAGUCUGGUGAUGGAGAGCGCCGUGCCGUCAGACCGGGGAAACUACACCUGCGUGGUACAAAACAAAUACGGCACCAUCACACACACCUACCAGCUGGAUGUGCUCGAGCGCUCACCUCAUAGGCCGAUCCUCCAGGCGGGCCUGCCAGCCAAUCAGACGGCGGUGGUAGGCAGUGAUGUGGAGUUCCAUUGUAAGGUAUACAGUGAUGCUCAGCCGCACAUCCAAUGGCUCAAACACAUUGAGGUGAAUGGCAGCCGCUAUGACCGCGAUGGCGCUCCCUACGUCAACAUCCUGAAGACGGCUGGUAUUAACACUACAGAUAAGGAGCUAGAGGUCCUCUUCUUGACCAAUGUGUCUUUUGAGGAUGCGGGCGAGUACACUUGUCUGGCAGGGAACUCUAUCGGCUAUACUUACCACUCUGCUUGGCUGACGGUGCUUCCAGCCGUGAAUCCGGAGAAGGAUGACUAUUAUGCAGAUAUCCUCAUCUACGUGACAGGAUGCGUGCUCUUCAUCCUCGCCGUGGUCAUCGCCGUCCUGUGCCGCAUGAGGAUGACCACGCAGAAGACUUUGCCCACGCCUCCUGUGCAAAAACUCUCUAAGUUUCCCCUCAAGAGACAGGUGUCCUUGGAUUCCAAUUCCUCAAUGAACUCCAACACACCACUGGUCAGAAUUGCCCGCUUGUCGUCCUCCGACGGUCCUGUGCUGGCCAACGUCUCAGAGCUGGAACUGCCCUCUGACCCCAAGUGGGAAUUUCUUCGAAGUCGGCUGACUCUGGGUAAACCUCUGGGAGAGGGCUGCUUUGGUCAAGUGGUGAUGGCUGAUGCUGUUGGUAUCGAUAAGGAGAAGCCCAACAAGCCGCUUACAGUGGCUGUGAAAAUGCUGAAAGAUGACGCAACAGAUAAAGAUUUGUCAGACCUGGUGUCUGAGAUGGAGAUGAUGAAGAUGAUCGGAAAACACAAAAACAUUAUCAACCUGCUGGGAGCGUGCACUCAGGAUGGUCCACUGUACGUCCUGGUGGAAUAUGCCCAAGGCAACCUGAGAGAGUACCUGAGGGCACGACGCCCACCGGGCAUGGACUACUCCUUUGACACGUGUAUCCCAGACGAGCAGCUUACAUUUAGCCUGGUGUCCUGUGCCUACCAGGUGGCCCGAGGCAUGGAGUACCUCGCCUCACAAAAGUGCAUCCACAGAGACCUGGCAGCCAGAAACGUCCUUGUGACGGAGGACAAUGUUAUGAAGAUUGCUGACUUCGGUCUGGCCAGAGACGUGCACAAUAUCGACUACUACAAAAAGACCACAAAUGGUCGUCUGCCCGUGAAAUGGAUGGCUCCGGAGGCUCUGUUCGACCGGGUUUACACCCACCAGAGUGAUGUAUGGUCUUACGGUGUGCUGCUGUGGGAGAUCUUCACGCUGGGUGGCUCGCCUUAUCCAGGAAUUCCAGUAGAAGAACUCUUUAAACUGUUGAAAGAGGGACAUCGGAUGGAUAAACCUGCCAACUGCACCCAUGAACUGUAUAUGAUCAUGAGGGAGUGCUGGCAUGCAGUGCCGUCUCAGAGGCCGACCUUCAGACAGCUGGUAGAAGACCAUGACAGGGUUUUAUCAAUGACAUCUACCGAUGAGUACCUGGACCUGUCGGUGCCCUUCGAGCAGUACUCGCCCACCUGCCAGGAUUCCAACAGCACCUGCUCCUCAGGAGACGACUCUGUGUUCGCUCACGACCCUCUGCCUGACGAGCCAUGUCUUCCCAAACAACUUCCCAGCAAUGGGGUGAUUAGGACUUAAAACUCGAGUGGGAGGGGGGCAUAUUAAACCUCUCCAUCAUGUGACUAAUAAUAACCCCUCAGCAAUGAGCUCCUCAAGAUGCAAAAGGACGGGUCUAUGCGCAGUACUUCCACAGCACUGCACCACUUCAGUUUGUCUUAAACUGUUGGUCGAAAUCCCUUUUUGAAACAUUGCCCCCCCCAAAAAAAUCAACUCUUGAAACAUAGAAGGAUUUUUUUUUUUUUUUUUUUUUGCUGUUGAACUAUGAUUGCGUCCUUCUUUUCAUAAACGAAAUUAUAUUUUUGUACACAAGCCAGUCUUUUGUUACGGACAAUCUGUGUGGUGAAACCAUUCCGUGCCUACGGGGAAAAAAAAAACCUCCUCAAACUACACAUAAGAAGACAAAAAGGAUGAAAAAAGGAGGGACUGAAGGGCAUUGUCAGUGAUCCAAUAAUCAAAGGCGGCAGAUCUUCUUGUCUCAUCUGCACGGAGUCCUACGAUCACAGUUUUUUGUUUUGUUUUAAACUGCUAAAAGAAAAUACCAGCAAAAGCAGAAUCCAGACACAGUGUUGGAAACACAACAUCCACGACGGAGACAAUUACGUAAAAAUGUGUCUUAUGAAUUUGUACUCCACUAUCACCGUUUAACAACCCCCAAAAAACUUUGUAGAACAACUCCGUCAUCUGUUUCAUGGCCAAUAAUGAGAAAUGUUUUUCAGGGUUCUUUUUUUAAUGUAUCUAGAAAAUGAUUUAUUGUAAAUGUAUAAAUGCAUAUAUGUAUUAUAUUGCUGUCCACAACUAUGUACUUAGAAAAAUUACAUUUAAAAAAAAA